CAGCCACUGACCUGCCUCAGGCACUGCUGCCACAGCCCCUUGGCCAGCACAGCUCUGCUCCCCAGCUCGCAGCAUGGAAGCUUGUCACUCUCCACAGCAAUCCAAUGUCACUUCAUACGGGGCCACCACUGUGGCCAUCGUCACCCUGGAGGCGUUUGCUGGCAUGUGGAUAAACGCUUUCAUCGUUUGUGUGCUUUGCCUUGCCUGGGUCAAAAAGAAAACCUUGAACUCUAAUGAGAAGAUCUUGCUGCUGCUGGGAUGCACCAGGAUUUGCUGUUUGUGCUUCUCAUGGGCAUAUUUAUUUCUUUCAUUUAUUUAUCCCAAUUACCUUUAUGUUCACCCCAUACUUCAACUAGCUGUAUUUUUUAAUGCCUUUUUUGAUCAUUCCAACUUAUGGGUUUCAGCCUGUCUUUGUGGGUUUUAUUGUAUAAAAAUUGCCAAUUUCAGGAACAGCUUCUUCAUCUACUUGAAAGUCAAAAUUGACAGGAUGGUGCCCUGGCUCUUGUUGGGGUCAGGGAUUUUAGCUUUGACUGUUGGAAUCAUUGCCUACGACAUCGCUGAUAAACCGCACUGCAACAACCACAAUUCCACCGAACAAGGAAAUUUUGGGAAAGCAAAUAUCAAAAUGGAUAAACAUUUCUUCCCUUCUUUUUUUCUCUCUGGAUUUGGAUAUGCUGCUUCAUUCAUGGCAGUCAUCUUCUCUGCUGUUUUCCUUCUCUUUUCUCUCUGGACACACAAACGCAAGAUGCAGAAAAACUCCGUGAAGGACCUCAGCAUGGAUGCCCACAUCAGAGCCAUGAAAUCUAUUUUCUCCUUCUUAGUGAUGUACAGCAUCAACUUUGUAUGUUUGGUCUUAAAUAUGGUUUAUGUCACAAAGAAGAGAAGUCAUAUGUCAUUACUUAUUUUAGUAUUUCAGUACACUUUUCCAGGUUUUCACUCCCUUAUUCUGAUUUUCAGCAAUCCCAAAUUAGAAAUGACACUGCUAAAGAUUCUGCCCUUAGAAAGAUUUGUGAAGCGCAAGGUUUGCAUGAGUUAGGAACUGUAAUAAAAUCUGGAGCCCAUUCAAAAUUGUAAUAUUUUACUAUAGAAAACAAGU
This is a messenger RNA of Cyanistes caeruleus (blue tit), 1096 nucleotides long. RefSeq names its product taste receptor type 2 member 2-like. Gene Ontology annotation, cellular component: membrane. Gene Ontology annotation, biological process: sensory perception of taste; detection of chemical stimulus involved in sensory perception of bitter taste; G protein-coupled receptor signaling pathway. Lineage: Eukaryota; Metazoa; Chordata; Aves; Passeriformes; Paridae. Gene Ontology annotation, molecular function: G protein-coupled receptor activity; bitter taste receptor activity. The record is from RefSeq and is a predicted model, not a curated record.